Talaromyces amestolkiae is the source of this 1659-nucleotide messenger RNA. RefSeq lists its product as uncharacterized. Lineage: Eukaryota; Fungi; Ascomycota; Eurotiomycetes; Eurotiales; Trichocomaceae. The transcript is spliced from 8 exons. The coding region runs from base 1 to 1659 and encodes 552 amino acids. Gene Ontology annotation, biological process: transmembrane transport. The record is from RefSeq and is a predicted model, not a curated record. Gene Ontology annotation, cellular component: membrane.
AUGGACGGCCUGGGAGGGCCUGGCGCCGCAAUCUAUGCCUACGCCCUCCUCGGAAUAUUGUCAUCCAUGGUCCUGCACAAUAUAGCUACGAUGUUACGUGUAUGGCCAGUUGCGGGAGCACUUUUUCUUUAUGUCAAACACUUCCUGGAUGAAGAGAUUGGUAUUGUGAUUACUGUCGUCUAUUGGUUGACUUAUUGCUUCUCCGCUGCGGCACUGGCAUCAACUGUGGCCGAUACUUUGGCUAUUUUCAAUCUGUCGAAUGGACCUACGGCGGCGAUUAUGAUAGUUGCUAUUGCAAUUCCGAUUGCGCUGAAUUCUCUGAGUUUGAAUCAAUUCCGAAACAUCGAGAUCGGCUUAGGUACAUAUAAGAUUGUUGUUGCGCUUGUGGUCAUUCUAGCUAUGAAUGUUAUUAAUUCAGAGCAAAGUUGGAGUAACAAUGAAAUACCAAAAUCCGACACACAUAAUAUAAGGGAGAAUCAUCUUCAAGAACGAGAAAGCCUCUUCCUCGGCGGUCGUCCUCAUCAAGCAGCUGGAUGGUUCGGUGGUUUCAUGUCUUCAAUUUUCCUAGGAUCAUUUUCCCUUGUGGGCAUCGAGGUUGUCGCGGUUGCUGCCCAGGAGACCGUGGUGUAUCAACGGCGAACAUCCGAAUUGACAUCUCAGACACGUUGGACGAUAACAGAUCAAUUCUCGUGGCCUGCAAGAUGGGUCCCAAUCGUUAUUUCCGUACUAUACAUAUGGGGUACUUGGUCAGUCGCAGCGAACAUUCCAUCUGAUGAUCUACUGCAGUUCUAUCCCACCGGCAACCUGACUGGAUCUGCACUCGGUCCAUGUCAAGCCUCAAUAUUUAUCGAUGCGUCUUGUCAAAUCGGCAAUGGACAUGGGAUGGCCAAAGCAUUGACCAUCCUACUCAUGAUCAGUUUAACCUUUACCGCAACCUCUGCGGUCUAUGCUUCCUCAAGAACGUUAUAUGGUUUUGCUAGUGACAUGAUACAGAGUAGACAGGUUCAAGAGGGAUCAUUUCUCGGCAAGAUCUUCGACUUUUGCGCCAGGACCAACAAAUACAACGUUCCGCAAAAUGCAGUAUUUGUCUCUGCUUGGCUGAUUUGGGUGCCUUUUCUCAAGUUCACAAAUGCCGAAACCUUCGCUCAGGUGACCAGUCUGUUUACAGAUAUGGGAUCCGUUUGCUGCAUUCUGGUGUGGGCAUGUGAAAGCUUUGCAGCAGCGAGACUUUAUUACAGUUACAAACGACACAGAACACAAGUAGAACUCGUGGGGGAUGCCGCUGGCAGCGCGCCAAUGCAGAGAUAUCUUCAUGUAGAAGACAAAGGCUGGUAUAUCCGCAAUAUGCUCCUAUCAGUAUCUGCUGGUAUUUUGUCUCUUCUCGUCGUUGUUCUCGGUGGGAUCAUGUAUGUCUUGGAGACUAAAACUGCUCUUCAAGGCGCAGCCUCGUUUGGAGUGUUGUGCUUCUUUUUGGCAUUGUAUGCUAUUCUGAAGCUGAAUAGGGGUUUGAGAAGGGACGGCGUACUCCACGUCUGGAAAUUGAAUCCUCUGGACAAAUCCUCAGACUUUCAGUCCAGACUGGACAGUUUGAACAGAGCUCGAGCCCGAGCCGGAGUUCUAGUUCAGCCAAGCAGCCAUGAUCCAGGAGUCAACCCAUGA